Chaetomium strumarium is the source of this 1438-nucleotide messenger RNA. RefSeq lists its product as uncharacterized. The coding region runs from base 240 to 1289 and encodes 349 amino acids. The transcript is spliced from 3 exons. Gene Ontology annotation, molecular function: oxidoreductase activity. The record is from RefSeq and is a predicted model, not a curated record. Gene Ontology annotation, cellular component: mitochondrion. Lineage: Eukaryota; Fungi; Ascomycota; Sordariomycetes; Sordariales; Chaetomiaceae.
CUCCAAUGAGAGAGCCCGGCUAUGGGAGCACAGAUCCGGCCCGGAGGCCCACCAUUUCAAGAACAAGCGGCCCGGGGACAGGGUUACCCGCCACGCCCGCUUCGGCAGCCGUCCAAUACAUAUCGGAGCCGGCGGGGCUGGCUUUUGGUGUAAACGAGCAGCGGAUAUCAAAUCCAACCAGACAUCAUUACUGACGAGAGAUUAUAGCUCAGCAAGCUUGCUGCUGUAUCCUCUGCAUCAUGAUCAAACCAAGCCAUAUUGAACGGACGGCUAAUGAGCCCCGGGACCCGUCCUUACGCACCCUAACCAUCUCCUGCAUCACCGAAGUGACACCCACCAUCCGCCUCCUCCGGCUCGACAUUCCACCAAACGACAGCAUCAAAUUCCUACCGGGGCAAUGGGUAGACCUCUACCCGCCAGCAGACGCCAAUGCCGCCAAACCAGGCGGCUUCACCAUCACCUCGUCUCCCACCCUUGCCCAGCCAUCAACAUCAUCAUCAUCACCACACCCCAACGCCACGACGACGACGACGCGAACACGGUCACCCGACGACAGGGGCGGGAACCGGGGACAACAAAAUGUACAAGUACAGCAUGGCGGCUACAUCGAACUAGCGAUCCAGGCCUCCCCGCCCAACCCAGCAGCAGCCUACCUCUUCCGCCCCUUGUGUGAGCUCCUUUACAGCCAUGUACAGGUUCGCAUCGGGGGCAGCUUCACUUUCCCCCCGCCAUCACUGUCCGACCACGCCAACCCAUCCCUGCGCAAGAUAGUCUUCGUCGCCGGCGGGAUGGGCAUCAACCCGCUGAUGAGCAUGCUCAGCUGGCUUGGCGAGCAGGUGGUAGCUGAUGAUGACGGAGGGGGUUUUGACAUUGAAGAGGUGCGGGUGCUGUAUAGCGUCAAAGAUCCCGCACGAAGGACGAACGAUGACAAUGGCCAUGGCGUGGUGCGGAAGGGGGCAGAAAUACUCUUCCUGGAGCGGAUUGCGGAGUUGUUUAGAGGUUCGCGGCGGUUGAGGGGCGGGUUGCAGCUGUUCCUCACUGGAAGCAAUGGGGACACGUCUGGGGAUGGUGGGGAUGUCGUGAGGUGUGCGGACGGGGUUGAGGUGCCGUUUCUAUGUAGGAGGGUGGCCGUGAGGGAUGUGGAAGAGGCGGUUGGGUGCGAUAAGGACGACGCAGUGGUGUAUGUUUGCGGGGUGCCGGCCAUGACUGACGAGUUUGUGCAGGCGCUGGUGUCUCCCGACGGUUUUGGCAUGGAUCAGAAGAGGAUCUUGUUUGAGAAAUGGUGGUGAUCAGUUCAGGGGAAUAAUCCGGCAUCUGAUGACGAUGAUGGCACUCUACAUACCUGCUUGCACUACUAGUACAUCGCAUCGUGUAGGCCUCUCUCAUUGCUGUCCGGGAACAUCAAUACGUAGCUGUAUAACCCUGACGCCCUGCUAAA